AGAGAGCAAAUGAAAGGGAAGAAAUCUGCUUCCAGCUUCUGACCAAGAACUCCAUCGAUCAGUGUCUAAUAGGAGCACAACGGCUCUUUCCAACAGGAAAUAGGCAGCUGCCUCCUCUUGCAUCACUAGAUGCAAGAUAAGGGCUGGGGGUUUUUUGUCCUGUAAUCGAUGCUUUAUUUUGAGAUGUUUGGAAAUACCUCGCGAGGAAGUUCCUCGUUGUAGAGCAGCGUGACCGACGGGGCUCAAACAGCACCGGGGAGGGUGGUGGGGGCUCCACGUCGCCCCGUGGGAGGUGAUGCAAAACAAGCGGCUCCACCGUUAAGCAAUUUCCCGUCACCAGGGUCUGUCCACGGUGCCUGGCCAGCUGUGGCUGAAUGAAGUGUCACGCUCUUGUCACGCUCGCUGUGGUGAAACGAGGGAGAUUUGGCAUCCCCGAGCGGGGAGGUGACCCUCUGCUCUCUCCCCUCAGACGUUGGCAGGGUGAUGCCAGCUUGAUCCAGAGCCAUGUCCAGGUACCUGAAGCACUUCACGGUGGUGGGGGACGACCCCGUGCAGUGGAACAAUGACUAUCGGAAAUGGGAAGACGAGGAGGAGGAGGUGGCAGCUGGGGACAAUGGGGAGAAGCAGCCAGAUUCAGAGAUCAAGCUGGAGCCCACCAGGAGCCGCGUCUCCUUCCAGGACAUGAUGAAAAAGCUCUUCAGCUCCCGCAGGUUUCAGAUCUUGGUUGUCUGCUUGGUCAUCCUGGAUGCCUUGUUGGUGCUGGGGGAGUUGCUUAUGGACUUGAAAAUCAUCCAUCCAGACAAAUACAAUAUAACCCCGAAGGUUUUCCACUACCUCUCCCUUUCCAUUUUAACCAUCUUCCUGGUUGAGGUGGGGUUUAAAGUCUUCGUCUACCGCUGGGAGUUCUUCCACCAUAAGUUUGAAGUGCUGGAUGGGGUUGUCGUUAUCGUGUCGUUCAUCCUCGACGUUGUCCUGAUCUUCCGGGAACACGAGUUUGAAGCUGUCGGGCUGCUGAUACUCCUGCGGCUGUGGCGAGUGGCCAGGAUUAUCAACGGAAUAAUUCUGUCGGUAAAGACCCGCUCUGAACAACAAGUGUCCAAGCUAAAGCAAGCAAACCUGAAACUUGCAACAAAGGUUGAACAACUGGAACACAGCUGUGUAGAGAAGGAGCAAGAAAUUGAGAGGCUUAACAAGAUUUUAAAAGACCACGGACUCAUCAGCGAGCGAGGUUCCUGAGGAGGGGGGGAGAAGUCUGCCCUGGAGAGUGCAGUGUUGAAAUGUACCAGUUUGACCUGAAAGGUUUUCCUCUCUCUUUGCUUUCUCUUGUAUAGUGUUGUCUGUAAACGUUUUCUAUUUGACCACACUUUGAUUAGAUCUUGGGAUUGCAGGAAUAAUUUUGCUGGAAAAUUAAUCACGCGGCCUCCCCGUAAACAGUGAUUUCGUAAGACGUUUCUUGUACAGUUGUACAGUUCAAACGGCAAAAUAAUUUAAUAAAGACAACUUUACAAGCUA
Athene cunicularia (burrowing owl) is the source of this 1512-nucleotide messenger RNA. RefSeq names its product hydrogen voltage gated channel 1 (gene HVCN1). The record is from RefSeq and is a predicted model, not a curated record. NCBI's taxonomy places the organism in Eukaryota, Metazoa, Chordata, Aves, Strigiformes, Strigidae. The transcript has 5 exons. Gene Ontology annotation, biological process: proton transmembrane transport. Bases 505 to 1236 code for a protein of 243 amino acids. Gene Ontology annotation, cellular component: plasma membrane. Gene Ontology annotation, molecular function: voltage-gated proton channel activity.